UAGAUGUUGAAAACGUCAUCACCCAGCCUCUGUAGCUUUAGCCUAAAAUUAGCUUGAUGUCAAAAUUGUAGAGACCUUAUACUUAAUCGCGUGUUUAUUCUUUUCCAACCGACAGUCUAAGUAAGGGGGGUUAAUUUUUGAUGCUCCGUAUCAAAACAGUGCCAAAAAUGUACAUAAAAGCCUUAUUCAGAUGCAGAGACAUGCUGAAAGGAGAACUUAUCGAGUGAAUGCUGGCUAGCCUAGUCCAAGCUAGCUGAAGAACAGGGGCCGAAAACACGUAGCGAAGGUGAAGCUUGUUAACCCGAGCCUGGCUUGUUUGUCGUACCUGUCGUAAACACAAGAACAGAAACGCAUUGAAACAACUCCAGUCCUUUCUGUCAAAGUAGCCGUGGAUCUGUCUAUGGUAAAGCAAUGGGUGCAUUCCUAGACAAACCCAAAACGGAAAAGCAUAACUCGCACGGUGAAGGAAACGGUGUGCGCUAUGGGCUGAGCUCCAUGCAGGGCUGGCGGGUGGAGAUGGAGGACGCUCAUACAGCUGUGCUGGGGCUUCAGACCCCCGGUAUGACUGACUGGUCUUUUUUUGCUGUGUACGACGGUCAUGCGGGAUCAAAGGUUGCCAACUACUGCUCUAAGCACCUUCUGGAACACAUAAUCACUAGUAGCUUAGGAGAUGGAGGUACACAGGGCUCUGAGGCAGGAUCAGAAAGCUCUGGUGGUGAAAUUCCAGCCCCAUGUCCUCCUGCAGUGGAGGCAGUGAAAGCCGGGAUCCGUACAGGCUUCUUGAGGAUUGACGAGCACAUGCGCAGCUUCACAGACCUUCGGAACGGCAUGGAUCGCAGUGGAUCCACCGCUGUGGGAAUUCUUCUAUCACCUGAUCACUUCUUCUUCAUCAACUGUGGGGAUUCUCGAGCUGUUCUGUACCGCAAUUCCCAGGUGUGCUUCUCUACACUCGACCACAAGCCUUGCAACCCACGUGAGAGGGAGCGAAUCCAGAAUGCAGGGGGCUCAGUGAUGAUCCAGAGAGUUAAUGGGUCACUGGCUGUGUCGAGAGCCUUGGGGGACUAUGAUUACAAGUGUGUGGACGGCAAAGGGCCCACAGAGCAGCUGGUCAGCCCUGAACCCGAGGUGUUUGUUAUGGUUCGGGCACCUGAACAGGAUCAAUUUGUGAUUCUUGCUUGUGACGGAAUCUGGGAUGUCAUGUCCAAUGAGGACUUGUGUGAGUUUGUGAAAUCUCGCCUUGAGGUGUGUGAUGACCUGGAGAAAGUCUGCAAUGAGGUGGUGGACACGUGCCUUCACAAGGGAAGUCGGGACAACAUGAGUAUUGUGUUGGUGUGUUUGCCCAACGGUCCCAAAGUAUCAGAGGAAGCUGUGAAGAAAGAUGCUGAGCUCAACAAAUAUUUAGAAACACGAGUGGAAGAGAUGCUGUCUCGGCCCGGAGAUGAGGGCUUACCAGACAUCGUGACAGUGAUGAGGAACCUGUCCACCGACAGUGGAAUGCCCCCCCUACCACCAGGGGGUGGUCUCGCCAGCAAACGCAGUGUUAUUGAAGCAGUAUACAACCGUCUGAUCCCAUACAAGGAGGAAGAUGGACCCUCCUGUUUCAUUUGAGUGGAGCAGAUGUGGAGUGUCCCUGGUAGCUGUCCAGCACAACCCCACCCCCAAAAGACCAGGACCACUAAUCCACACAAGUUCACACCCAUUCGCAUAUUUUAAUAUCACUGGGAUUUCUUUCUUUUUUUCUAUUAUUGUUUUAUUUUCUCUCCCCACUCAGAGGUUAUUCCAAGCUAAAAUUUUGCUUUUAAAAAAAUAAUCACCUCAAGUGGACGAAAUGAGGACUGCAAAAACAACAGAUUUUUUUUUUUUUUUUUUGUUUUAAUGAACAAACGCGGAGGAGAAAAAGCUGCACUACAGAACUGCUUACAGUACAAACAUAAAGACAGAAGCAGAAAAGCACAGUUUUUCUUGCUUUUUUGUUGUGGAUUAUUAAAGACACUGUGUGAAGCUCUGCUCUUACGGCUUUGAGACUUUAGGGUGCCUUUCAGACCUGAGAGAGGGCCAUCGGCUGCCAUUACUGAAAACCAGCCAAGGACUUCUGUGAGGCCUGGAAAAGACGAAAAUAGUUUGUGGCAUUAAUUGUUUUCAAGCUUAAAGUUUACUAACUACAAGCGGGAGGCUAUCGACCACACAAGCAUGAAACUCCCCACAUAGGCUGCACUGUCAAGUUGGGUUUCAGGGUGUUUUGGCAUUACUGGGACUCCAAGAGUGCUGCGUUUCAUCCACUUGUGCACACGGGCCUCUGGAGAACGCCUUACAGCUCGCAGCUCUGAGGCCUGAGCAGCCUGGAAUCCACACGGAGACACGGGGCAGACGUUUGAGUCCUUAAGGCUGGCUCCCCCUCAUUCCUGAAUUCAAACAGGAGGGGCACCUCACUGCAGCUUCUUCUUCUCUUUUUAAUGGACUGAACAGGUUUUUGUUUUGUUUUUUUUGCCUCUCUAUCCUUUUGCCUCUCUGCUCUCUGCCUUCUCUAUAACAGAAAAGACUGCAGUCAUUGACAUACGCAGAAGGUGUCAGUAUCAUAAGCUUUUGAGCCUGCUGUUAAGAUCUAGAGAAAAAUUAUAUAUGAAAUACAUAAAUAUAUAUAGAUAGAUAUAUUAUAUUUUGAUUUGUUUGUUUUAGUAAAUUCCCAGCCAUUGUAUUGAUGUGGCCUAACAUGCGUGCGGUCAGUGUGAGUGUUUUGGUGUGCACACAUGCGUAUAAGAAUAAUAGAAAACGGCAUGUGCACACGUCCUGACAGAGCAGCGUUCCAAAGACGGGGUGUGAGGGUCAAGGAAUUUCAAACUCACCUUCCUCCUCUUGACCUGGUUUCCUCAACACACACACACACACACACACACACACACACACACAGUCCUGCUCGUGCUACAGCCUGCCUUUUCCAGCUUGCAUUCUGUCUGCUUAAAUAAUGCCUAUUUUCAGGAAAGAAAAGUGUGAUGUACCUUUUAUUUUCAUUGUUUUAAAUAGGGUGGAAUAUAUACAUUGCUUUUGUAAGUAAUACCAAUGUGAUCCUGUUACAAAUGGUCAUGACUGAUGAGGGGAACAGAAAUGUACUUUGUGGAGCAAAUUGGGAGAAAAAAUUUUUUUUUGUGCCUUUCAAAGGCGUUUGUAGACGCAAAGGAGUGAAACUGUGGCAGAAAGAACACAAACUACACCUGGAGUCGUGCUCCCUACGAUUGCUGUUUUUAGUUUUUUCCACAACAUACUUUAUGGACUUGCAUGGAUAAGCACUAAACUUAUAAAUAUCUGAAAAAAGCAACAACAGCUACCUUUGUUCAGCAGAUGUAUGCAGCCACAGCUAGAUAAGUGCAUACUUUUUGUAGAACUUUUAGCUUGAUUUAACACGUUUGAAAAAGUUCAAAUGUAAAAUACACUUUGAAAUCGUCUAGAGACUUAAUUCAGCCCGCCUCCUGAAGUGGCAGUAUUGAAAGAAACCAGGUCCAACAGAGAUUGCUAGCUGAUUCAUGUUCUUGUUUGUGGUACACUUUCUCUUGGUGCCAUAUGACAAAUAGGUACUUGAAUGUGUAGUUAUUUUGCUUUUUUCUUCUUCUUCUAUUGAUACUUUUUUUGCGGUGGAGGGAGGGUGGGUUCUUCUGCAGCCGGUGGUUUGUGAUCGAGGGAGGAGUGUUUUUAUUCUGUGAGAUGCACUGGGGGACUGGAAUGAUGUUCAGUGUGGUGGAACACAAUGUUGGAGAGGAACGGCCGAGAAGAAAGACACCUUCAUCAAAUGUUUUUUAAUGUUAUUGAGUUGAGUUUACUUACUUAAAUAGUGGUUUCCAGAUACAAUUCAAGAUUAUUUUCUGAUUUUUUUAUUUUAUUUUUUAGACAUUGUGAGGUUUUUACCACAUUGAACAUAUAGGUUGGUAUUUAAGCUAUAUGAAACACUGGGAAAGGUGAAGAUUUACGGGAGGGAAGAAGCCUUUUAUUUGUCGGAAUGUAAUUCGAAAUGACUCACACUGAUUCCAAUGCAUAGACUGAUCACAAGCAGAACUGCCGCGUCACAUUCUCUCAUCAGUCAUCUAAUGACAAAACAAGCUCUUAUGGGUUCCUUUGUUUUGAGGAAAAACAACAAAUUCAUUGCUAUAAAUGUGGAAUUUGUUGUCAAAGCUUACCUAGAGAAACAUCAAGUUGUUUUGAGUGACGUCUGAACAAUUUCACCUUGAUUUGUGGCUAUGAAAGGUUGAGUAAAGAGAGUUCUAAAAAACCAAUGGUGUGAUGGACCGGUCAGUUAUUCUGGGACAGCUGGUUCGAUGAGGAAACCAGAAAGGAAGAAUUUUGACAACACAAGAUGGAAACAUCUCUUGUAAUCCUUUAAGAAUAAAAAGAAAUAUUUCUAAUUUA
Molecule: messenger RNA, 4395 nt
Organism: Oryzias latipes (Japanese medaka)
Lineage: Eukaryota; Metazoa; Chordata; Actinopteri; Beloniformes; Adrianichthyidae
Gene: ppm1ba
Product: protein phosphatase, Mg2+/Mn2+ dependent, 1Ba
Biological process (GO): protein dephosphorylation
Molecular function (GO): protein serine/threonine phosphatase activity; magnesium ion binding; manganese ion binding
Source: RefSeq, a predicted model, not a curated record